Cotesia glomerata is the source of this 6380-nucleotide messenger RNA. RefSeq names its product zinc finger protein 608-like. Gene Ontology annotation, biological process: regulation of transcription by RNA polymerase II. The coding region runs from base 1006 to 6012 and encodes 1668 amino acids. The record is from RefSeq and is a predicted model, not a curated record. Lineage: Eukaryota; Metazoa; Arthropoda; Insecta; Hymenoptera; Braconidae. Gene Ontology annotation, cellular component: nucleus. The transcript has 6 exons.
AUUUAUUUCGGGAGAUACGCGGAGUGAAGGCAGCGGACGCACCCGCUGUUGGUGAAAAAAGGGUGUGUGUUAAUCGAAAUACCUAAAUAGUUGUUAUGAUUAAUAAUGAUAACAAUAAUAAAGCAUUGAUGGAUUGUUAUUACGAGUAUGAUGAUCAAUUAUUAAUGAUAAAUUAUAACUAAUUGCUGUAUUGAUUACCAGUGAGUGUGUGGUGAAUAAUAUAAGUUGUUAUUUUAAUUUGCAGAACAAGUGCACUCCCGGCCGAAAGUGAUUUGUGGAUUACCAGGGAUUAAAGGUCUUGCCAGUCAAUAGUGCUAAAUAUAAUAAUAAUAAUAAUAAAAAUAAUAAUAAUAAUAUUGUAUUGGAGGUGAGUCCGAGCCAUACAGAGGAGAAAUGGAGCAGGUGCAUUGCAGCCGGUCUUCAAAGACUCUUUCUUUGACACGGUCCUCACAAUGAUCCAAACUGAUGGAGUCAUCAACGUGGCAUAGCUCUCCAGAGCUGGAGGAUGCCUAAAUGGAUAACUGGCGAAGCAUCCUACGGAUUGAUAGCUGUGUUUUUUUAUACAAUUGAGUGAUCAACCAGUGAUCGUGGAUAAGUUUUAUCAGUGGGAGUGAUGAAUUACAGUUAGUGUGGUGUCUGAAUAGUGGAUUAGAUUAUUGUUAAGGUUUGUUUAGGUGUGAGCUAUCAAUAGUUUGUGGAUAAUAAAAGUUGGUAGAAGGUACAGUGUCGAGACGCAGUUUUAAAGUGGAGUGAUAGUAACAACGAGUUUUAGUCAGUAGUUGUUAGUUGAGUUGUAGAAGAGAAAGAGAAAGAAUACCAGUAGUAACCAGUUAGGGUGUGUAGUAACCGGCGAAAAGUAAUGUGUUCGAUGGACGAGGAGCGUCUCGCGGGCGGUGGUCCGGGUUCAACUACUCCAGGCAGUGGAUUAAGCUCUUCGCCGAAGAGACAACACCUCAAGUCCUCGGUGUACAGGCUGGCGGGCGCCGAGGAAACGGUUCCAAGGGCAUGGCGACCACGCCAAUAGGCGGUCGCCUCCCUAACGUUAACCGCAAAGGAAUCUCGCCAAGCUUGGCGGUACCAGCCUCAUCAACAUCCUCGUCGACAUCAUCAACAGCAUUAACAUCAUUAUCAUCAUCCUCAUCAACGACAACUCCAAUAUCGUCAACAUCCUCAGCUCCAGGUCAGUCUUCAUCGCCUUCCCCGAGCGGUAGCGGGCCCAACAAACGCGAGAAAGCGAGCAGGGAGUAUCACCAGCAUCAGCAGCAGGGCGACCGGUUGGUGGGACGUCGUGAUUCGAAAGCAAGCACAGUGGCUGCUAACGUCGGAGAAACGGACACGGACACGGCCACGACGAAUGUGACCAACAACUUUGAGUACGACGACAAUGAAUGGGACAUUGGCAUAGGCGAUCUGAUAAUCGACCUCGAUGCUGACAUAGAGAAGACGAGGGACGAGAAAUUAAGCUCGGGAAACGGGAUGGCUUCAACGCCUGCCUCGGCAGCAGCCACGAAUAAUCAGAACCAGAGUCACCAGAGUCACCAGUUACAGAGUAACCAGCACCAGGUUAACAACGCUGUUCCCCACCAGAACUCUUUGCCUUUGUCGGUCGGUGGAACCGCACUCUCUAACCAGAACAACCAAAAUCAGUCUUGUUCAUCGUCCUCGUCGUCGUCCUCCUCAAACUCAUCGUCGUCGCCGUCCUGCGGCGGUAAUUCUAACUCCGGGCUAGCCUCCUCCGGGAACCAAAACGCUAAUAAUACCAACUCUAACAACUCUAGCAACAACAACAACAGCAACAACACUAAUAGUAAUAAUAACUCUAACGGUAGUAAUAACUCUAAUAAUAGUAAUAAUAGUAGUAAUAACAGUAGCAAUAGUGGUAACAACAGCAACAGUUUGGUGAACAACUCCAGUUCCGGGAACAACCAGAACAUAGGGGGCGCCACCGGCAACAGCUCGAACGCCGGGAACGGAACGGGAGGCAAGCAGACGAGUUCUGUUAACGCGGUUCACAUAAACUCCGGCAAUCCCGGAAAAAUGGCUGUUGAACACUCGGCCACCGUAGACAAAGGCCUCAAGAUGAAGAUCAAACGAACCAAGACAGGAACUAAGACCAGCGAGACUAAGCACGAAAUUGUCAAGUCCAACGAAAUAAACGGAACCAGUUCCAACCAGGACGGGAACGGUAAUUCCACCUCGUCCAACUCUUCGACGUCUUCCUCGGGCUCUUCGACGUCCUCGAGCUCCUCGACCAGUUCUCAAAACUCUGAUGUUCCUACGGGGAACUCCUCUUCCUCCUCUAACAAGUCCAAGCCACAUUCCCCGGCUUCCGGACCGCCCGCAUCCUCGACGGUGGGUUCCAAAAGAGGCUCCAGUGGUCAUAGGAGGGACAAAGCCAGGGACAAGCACGAAAAGCCCCAGAGCAAUAGUCACGGGCCCCAGCAGAAUAGCAAGCCCGAGAUGAACGGAACUGCCAGGCCGGUGUCUCAGGGUCAAAAUUCCACGGGGGCUGGUGCCCAGUCGCAGGGUCCUACUCCUGCAGCGACUGCUCCUCAGCAACCUCAGGGUCCACCACCCAGUUCUAGAACUGGGUUCCCAGGAGCUCAAGGUGUUGGUCCUCCCGCGACCAGCGCUGCUGCUCCAUGUCCUCCUCCUAGUCCAGCUUCGGCGACUGCUGCUGGUUCCGCCGCGAAACCAGAGCAGACCAAAGUCGCUGCUGUUCCUGGGCCUACUUUGAACACGAGUGUUGACGAGGCUAUGGACACGGCUGCGUGUAGUUCGCCGCCUAUGAAGAAGAUGAAGACGUCUAAUUCUGAGCCAAAGGAUAUGUCUGAUGUCUGCGUCGGAACGAGUGUUGGAACAAUCACAGAACCAGAAUGUCUGGGUCCGUGUGAACCUGGAACCUCGGUGACACUGGAAGGCAUCGUUUGGCACGAGACUGAAGGAGCAGGUGUAUUAGUCGUGAAUGUAACGUGGCGAGGAAAAACGUACGUCGGUACGUUAUUGGACUGCACGAGACACGACUGGGCGCCACCGCGGUUCUGCGAUUCUCCAACGAGCGACCUGGACGCGAGGACCCCAAAAGGCCGAGGCAAACGAGGCCGUGCUGCAGCGAACGCAACGCCCGGGAACGACCUCAGCAACUUCACCGAAACACGGAGUUCCGUGCACAGCAAGCUCCGGAACGGCGGAAAAGGCCGAAGAGGCGCCCAAGGAUCUCCAGCAGCAAGCCCUAGUCCCGCGGCGUUUGUUCCCCCACGGCCCGACCCAGCCGCCAAGCGAAAAUCUCGCGGCCCCGAAGAAGAGGAAAAGAGCAAGCGAAGAGCUCCCCCUCAAACCCCUCCCAGCGGGUCUCCACCCGCGAGUCCCGUUUUAUACGAGUGCCCUGAGCCGAACUGCAGCAAAAAGUACAAAAACCAAAACGGGCUCAAGUACCACCAGAACCACGCCCACGGUUCCGCCGACGAUGAAGACACCAAGGAAGGAGUCACCAGUAUGUCCGAGAACGACGAGAGCAACAUCGAAGCACCCAGUCCCGCAACUCCCGUCAAAUCUCCAGUAGACAAGCCGGAGAGUACUCCAGUGAGAGCCUCCAGUCCGCCUGCAGCGACGCUUCCUCCAGCCACGCCUACUCCUCCUCCCAGAGUCCCCUCCCCCAUGGCUGAUCCCCCAACGCCGAUUCUCGCCGACAAAACGAGUAUAGUCAAGCCUGGAGUCCUCAGGUUCGGGCAAGACGACCUUCCAGCGCCUGCAGCCGCUGCAACGACGGUUCCUCCAGCGACGGUGGUUCCGCCCAGUCCCAGACAGCCCCCGGUGCAGCAAGUCUCGCCUGCGAACCCCCCACCACAAAGUCCCAGUCCCCACCCGAGUCCGCACCCCAGUCCGUCGCCCAGGCCCGUACCGUCGCCGCACUUACCGACAAACAUUCCUCAGCCGAUAAAUAUACCUCAGCCCCCACCACCUAGCCAAGUGGUGCAGCACCAGCCGCAGAACCAGAUCCUCCAGCCGCAGAACCUCACUGGCCAGCCGAUGCAGCCUGGCCAGCUGAUGAGUCCUCAGCCCCAGUUGCAGCCGCAAUUGCAGCCCGCUCACCAGUUACCGCCGGUCCAGCACCCCGUUCAGGCGCAGUUGGGCCAGCCAGCCCCUGCCCACAUGGUCCACCAGCCCGGUCUUCCACCUCAGCAGGCCCCGCCUCAGCAGCAGCCGGGUCUUCAAGCUUUAAACCAGCACCCAGGCCUCCAGGGGCUGACGAAUCAAUUGCCUCAACCUGGGCUCCAGAGCACGCCUCCUUCUGGCCACCCGGUCCAGUCGCACAUGCAGUAUCCCACCGUGGGGCUGCAUCCCAAGAUGCCCCAGUUCAAGGUUAAGCCCACGGCUGCCCUGAUGCCUGAGCAGGACAAGUCCAAGGACCCCAGGUCGUCGAAGCCUCAGGGGUACAAGAAGAAGUCCAGGAAGUCCCCGGGUGGAAGCCCCCACCCGUCGCCCCUUGAGGCCCCGAUCAUCGACUCCGCGAGGGAGGAUGUCCAGAGUCCAGCGUACUCUGAUAUUUCAGACGACGGUGCGCCGGUGCUCGAGGCCGAGUCUGCUGACAAGCUCAAGCAGGGUCAGGAGAAGGACGUCAAGGCUGGGAUGCAGACCCACGUUCCUCAGCACUAUGGAAUGUUCCCUUACUACGGGCAGCCCCCGUAUCUGGUACCCAGUGUCCAGGACAAGCCUGGUGAGCAGAAGCCCAGUGAUUUGACUCCUAAACAGGACAUCAAGCCGCUUAAUAUACCCCAGAUGCCCCUGAUGGCCAGCUUGCAGAACUCCGAGAAGGAGAAGAAGGAGCUCAGUCAGCCACCGCCCCAGCAGCAGUCGCAUUAUUAUAGUAAUUAUGGGACCUACAUUCCUCCUGCGUAUUCCUACCAGCCCCAGCCGGUUGCGCAGCCCCAGCAGCCUCAGCAGCAGGAGAUGGUCGACAGAAUGGACGAGCAGAAGAAUAAAAUUAAGCAGGAAGUUCAGCAGCAGCAGUCCAGUAUCAAGGACAAGCAGCAUGAAAACCAUCAGAUUCUUAAAGAGAGCAUUGAGAUGAAGAGCCAGAUGAGUCCUUAUCAUGUCUAUCACAGCUCACAGAAUCAGAGAGGGCCACCGGUUCCUGGGCCUGUUCAGGAUGACAGAAGGUAUUACUUGUACCCGGGUGAGCAGAGGCGGAAAGAGGAGCCAGUGAAGCCUCCUCAGCAGUCAAAACCUCCACCACCGAGUCCAAAGCACCAGCCGAAGCAGGAAAAGCCGCAAGACCUCGGGAAGAGCGAGGAGUCGAAAAAUAAGCAAGAAGGCGUGAAACCGACAAUGGAAACCCAGGGUCCACCUCCGCCUCCAACUUCGCAGUACGCGUACAUCCACCACCCGAGUUACAUGCCUCCCCAGCACUACGGAGUGCCAUUCGACCCGAACCACUCAGUGUACCGGGGGCUGAGUCCGAUGCUGAUCCCAGGCCCGUUCUCGGGGAACCCGUACCUCCUGCCGAGGUUCCACGCCCCGGAGGACCUGAGCAGACCUCAAGGCGGGAAAGCGCUGGACCUUCUGCAGCACCACGCGAGCCAGUACUACUCGACACACAAAAUCCACGAGCUCCAGGAGCGAGCUCUGAAAUCCCCUACGCCGAAGACUUCAGCGGCGUCGGGCAGUCCCUCGUCGGCGGGUCCAGCGCCCGCACGGCCGCCCAGCGGUCCUCCGACCUCGGUGGCUGGUGGACCCGGGCCACCUCCUGGACAGGGCCCUCAGCAGGGAAAGCAGCAGCCGAACAACCCCCAGCAGCAAGGACCUGGCGACAACGGUAACGGGAACCUCGGAAAAGACACCAGAUCUCCGCCUCCACAGAGGCACGUCCACACUCACCAUCACACCCACGUCGGGCUGGGCUAUCCUUUGAUACCCGGACAGUAUUCCGCGCCCUACGGAGCGGCCGUGCUGGCGAGUCAGCAGGCUGCCGCAGUAGCCGCUUCGGUGAUCUCGCCCUUCCCGCCCAAGUGACCCGCGGCCCCCGGUCCCGGCCCCGCCGCCGGAAACUCCGCACAAACCCACCACACGCACUCCACCGCAACCGCCGCUGGUAGUGGACACUCGCACGGGAACCCCGGCAGACAACCAUAGGACUGUACUGCGUUCGACGGACUUUAAACCCAAUGGAUCAUCAUGAUAUUGCCGAGGCAUAACUACCGAUCCCAGCAAUAAUCAUCAUUAUCAUUUAUCUUCAUUGUUAUUAUUUUCACUAUCGCUGACAAUUAUUGUAUCAAUUCACCAUCAAUGCACACACUGCAUCCUUAUUUUUAUUUAUUAUUUUAAAAUUUUAUAAUUUACUUUUUUAUCUGAAAAAUGAUUUGAAAAAAUUGCAAGACAAU